UCCAAGUAUCCAUACGUGUCAGAGUGAAGUUUAAGUUGACUCUUUCUGUGACUGACUAUUAACUAAAAUGCCCAAAUUCCAGUUAACCCUCAUGUGCAUUUAGUGUAUCUGCAACUAUGUAAAGUAGUUUUGUCUACGCCGACGGCUUGCAAAAAGAAAAACACUUUAUAACGGAUUUGUAUGACGGCCAGCUCAAUAUCUUAUGUAGCCAUGUAUGAUAAACCCUUGGCCCGUUAAAACGAAAGUCGUACUGUUGUUUAAGACACAGUCACCUCAUCAGAAAGGGCACAUACAUGAUGCUGUUAGAAACAUGCAGCAGAAGUUUGCCAUGAAAUAUACAGCAGCACUCGAAGAUAUUCAUCGACCUACUGUAAGGCAGAACCUUAUUUCCGUGGGUUUUUGUUUGUCAUUAUUAUGGGCAUGGCUUUGUGUCCUUUUGUGAGGCCAAGGAUUCGGUUUCCGGAGGGUUCCACGCCCAGCGUUAGUAGCUGAAAGAGCUGGCCCGUUUGCAUGCCUCUAGGCCCUUUCUCGCCCGGCUCACCUAUUCUUCUCCUGCCUGGCUCUUCCUUCCGGAGGCUUCCGUUGCCAUAGACACGCUGAGCCGUGAUGCGACACCUGUCCCCUCUCUUUCACACGCUGUUAUGACAUAACUUUUACUUCACACGGGAUAGAUUUUCUUCUGAUAAGAAAACAAGUCUUGUAGAAUGUUCCUACCAGAAAACAAUCAUCAGAAGGGAGCUGGUGUAUGUGAGGCAUGAUGAUGGACCAGACUCUGGAGGCCCCGCCCCUGCUUUCUGAGCUGGGCUUCCCGCACAUGCUCAGUACAGACUGCAUGCAACAGAUGUUUCUGGUGCAGGUGAAUCCAGGGGAGGCUUUCACUAUUCCCACAGAGGGAGGUCACAUCCAAUACAUUACAGGUCCUGCUCCUGUGCCUAUGCUCUCCCACAAUGGCUCCGUGGCUCCCAUCUACCUGCCUCCAGGUUACAUGCCUUCGGUCAUGGAGGAGAAUGGCAUGCGCAAGAUGAUGCUGCUGCCCCCCACGCUGGAGUUCCACCCUUCCCUGCCUCCUCCUCCCCCACAUCUGUCCCACUACCCCCCACACCACCCUGCGCUGUUACCCCACCCGCACAUCUUCCCUCCCGAGAUGCCCCCCCACUAUCUUCACCACAUGCACUCGCUGCCAAUCUACCCGGAAAAGGAGCUCAUGUGUCCCACCAUGGUCAUGCCCUCACUGAAGGCUCAGGACCAGCUGCACAGGCGUCUGAAGGAGCGCUCCGGUCCUGUCGCUAACGCUAACGUUAACCCUAACACUAACGGGGUGCACCUCAGCACCCCUCCGCCCCUCCCCAAAGGGCCACCCCUCGCCCUGUACAAUGGCCACAGCAAGCCCCUCACGCCCUCCCCACGGCCCUCCCGGCACAACAAACUCUCUGGCCGGACCAGAGCCACACCCCCAUCAGAUACUGAAAGCACAGAUAUCGAGGCAGAAACACACAAAGCCAAGGAGAUGAUGUCCAUUAUUUGCAAACCCACAGUCAGUGGUUUGACGUGUCAUUCAGCUGUCCUCUCCUGGUUUGCCCCCAUCAUCCUGCCAGCCAGAGACCUCACUGGUGCAGACAAACACACCCGCACACACACGCCUCCUCUGCUCUGCUACGAGCUGGUCUUGUCACAGAGUGGCACAGAUGGAGACUACAAGCUGGUCUAUCAAGGGAGAGACACUACAUUCACGUUAGGAGACCUCAAGCCAGCUACUCACUACUAUGCCAGGGUGUGUGUGGCUUGUCGCUCCAUCAAGGGCUCUGCGUCAGAGGCGGUGACGUUCACCACUCUCUGCACCCCCCCAGAUACCCCCCCACCCCCCCGCAUCCUCCUCCGGACUAAGAGUUCUGUGGGGCUGCAGUGGAAGGCCCCCUAUGACAACGGCGCCAGAAUCACUGCUUACCUGCUGGAAUGCUGCGAGGGUAAGCAGAACUCCUUUAAGGAGGUGUACUGUGGCCCCUCCAAGCAGUACACCGUGGUCCGACUCACCCCUGCUACCAGAUAUGGCUUCAGAGUGGCCGCCAAGAGCACCACAGGGAUGAGUGCCUUCAGUGAGGUACUCUCGUGCUGUACAGUGGGCUGUGCCCCUCCUGCCCCCUCUCCCCCUGCCCUGAGUGCUGUGGGCGUGAGCUGGAUCAGCUUGCACUGGAGCGCCCCCUGUGGGCUGGUCGGCAGAGACACCCUCACCUACACUCUUGAGUUGGAGGAGCCAGAGGGGUUUCGACCAAAAUAUACUGGCGAGGAGAUGUGCUACACUGUGAAGAGCCUGGAGAGGAGCACAUCCUACAGGUUUAGGGUGUUAGCUGCUAAUGCUGAGGGCCAUAUCCAGCCCAGUACAGUGGUGGAGUACAGCACCAGUGCAGACGCCCCCGACAGACCAGGAACACCACAGCUACACACACCACCCCUGGCACACAGGAUACACACCAUCUGGGAUGGCCCAGAGGACGAUGGGGGAUCUCCCAUAAUGCACUAUGUUUUAGAGCUCAGUCAUACAGAUGAUCAGUGGGAGGUGGUGUACACUGGACCUCAACAGGAACAUGUGUGUGAUGGUUUGGAACCUGGAACUUGGUUUAAACUCAGAGUGUACUGCCAAAGCCAGGGAGGAAAGAGUCAGGUGUCAGAGUGUCUGUCAGUGCAGACUGCACCAGUGCAUCCUGGUCCAUGCCGAGCGCUCCGUGUGUCUGGAGCCAUCACUCCCUCAGAGAUCACACUCAGCUGGGAUGCCCCAGACUGUGAUAGUGGGUCAGACAUGUGUCAGUAUGCAGUGGAGAUGGCUGACUCAGUGGACACGACGCACACACAUGUGUACCAGGGCCCUGAGCGGAACUGCAUCGUCACAUCCCUGCUACCCGCCACACACUACUGUUUCUGGGCUAGAGCUGCCAACCAGGCAGGGUGGGGGCUCUGGUCGGAGAUGUUCCAGGUCUCCACAGCCGCAACACCCCCACAGCCGUGUGGCCCCCCAGUGCUGACCGUCAGUGCUGACCCCACAUGUGUCUCUGUCAGCUGGGAGGUGCCGCCAUGUAAUGGGGCGAAGGUCUGUGAGUUUCGGCUGGAAUGGGGGUUGCAGGGCGGUCCCCUUCAGGUGGCAUACCAUGGCCCCUCGACCUCCUGGGAGAUGACGGAACUGAUCCCUGCCACUGAGUACUGCUGCAGGGUACAGGCUGUCAGUGAGGCUGGGGCAGGGCCCUUUGGGGACAUCGCUAUGGUAACAACUCCCCCUUCAGUCCCGGCAGCGGUGGAGUGUGUAGAGGAAGUUUCAGCAGAGUCUGUGAUUGACAUCACGACCGGCGCCUCCGCCUCACGGCUUGCUGUGACGUGGAAGGAGCCUUGUUGCCACGGCGCCGAGAUCACGGGAUACAACAUCGACCUGGGAGAACAGCUCCCCCUCUCUGUGGGGAGGACCAGUCACCAUGUGCUGGAGAACCUGCAGCCUAAUAGCACACUCAGGCUGAGAGUUCGGGCCCUGAACAGCAUCGGAGCCGGACCCUACAGCAACCCUCUGAGGCUCCGCACACCCCCUCUGCCCCCGGCCCCUCCCUCGCUGGAGUGCACCGUAUGCAGCCCCCACACUUUGAAGCUGCGUUGGGGAGAGGGGCCCACACGCACCCCAACGCCCAAGGGGACACACUACUGCCUGCACAUGCAGACCGGAGGGGACAGGUUGGUAUGUGUGUACAGCGGUUCGAGCCACUCGUUUAAGCUGCAGCGUCUUAGUGAGGCCACAGAGUACAACUUCAGCAUCCAGGCAGUGAGCUCGGCCGGACGGGGACCUCUGUCCCCCCGCUACAGCUUCAGCACCACC
Molecule: messenger RNA, 3850 nt
Organism: Clupea harengus (Atlantic herring)
Lineage: Eukaryota; Metazoa; Chordata; Actinopteri; Clupeiformes; Clupeidae
Product: fibronectin type-III domain-containing protein 3A-like
Exons: 24
Molecular function (GO): protein binding
Source: RefSeq, a predicted model, not a curated record